Vicia villosa (hairy vetch) is the source of this 651-nucleotide messenger RNA. RefSeq lists its product as uncharacterized. Gene Ontology annotation, biological process: maturation of SSU-rRNA from tricistronic rRNA transcript (SSU-rRNA, 5.8S rRNA, LSU-rRNA). The transcript is spliced from 5 exons. Lineage: Eukaryota; Viridiplantae; Streptophyta; Magnoliopsida; Fabales; Fabaceae. Gene Ontology annotation, cellular component: nucleolus. Bases 136 to 651 code for a protein of 171 amino acids. The record is from RefSeq and is a predicted model, not a curated record.
CAUCCCUCACCACCGCCACUCACUCUCUCCUCGCCUUCAAGCAAAUUCUUAUCACCCAUCACCGACGCCGCCAUCGUUCAUCACUCACCACAACCACUCACUUUCCUCACUUUUGCACACUUUUGUUUGCAAGGGAUGGGAAAGAUGUACAAGAAGAAACAACAUGUUCCUUCCAGGGAACAUUCCAAUAAGCAGGAAAACGGAAUGGACUUAAAAUUGGACUUAAGGACGAUUAUGAAAGAUGUUGAAACCUUCAGCAACUCACAUAUGACAUGGAAAGAGCGCAAAAAGAUUGAAGAUAGGAAGGUUGUUUCCCUUGGUGGGAAGCCCCUCAAGAAUCAGAGAUUACCUUUAAGUGUGGCACGGCCAAUGAUGAAGAAACAAAAGCAGAGAGAAGAAAAAAUGCUCCAAGAGCGUAUGAUUCUAGGACGGUUUGGGGGAAAGGUUGGUGGUAGUAUCAAGAGUAAAAAGCCAGUUGGAAAACACAAGCCUGAGGACAGGGGUUUGAAGUUAAGCGAAGGCCGUUUUAGAAAUGGUAUACUUGACGUGAAGCAUUUGUUGAAGUCAACACCCACAAGAGGUCAUGACAAAGGUAAAAAUAUGUCCAAUAUAGGGAAAGGAAAAGGAGGCAAUGGGAAACAUGAUAAGUAG